AUGUCUUCCACUUGGAAAUCAAGGUUGGUAGAGCUACUGCACGUAGCUGCCGAUCCGUUUCUAGUAGAUUUGUCAAAAAAGCAUACUAACGAUGAGAAGAAGCUAUACUCUCUUGUCAAUGAACCCGACUCCAGUGCAGAACAAAUCAUCAAAGAAGCUAUCAUUAAGUCAAUGGAAGAAUCAUUCUAUCGUCCGCAAAUCCCUCGUGAAAUGUUGAAACGUAAACUGGAUACUCAACUCGAGGAUGACGAAAGAAAAAUUGCUAAGUUGUCAUUUAAGAAAGAAAGGAAACAUAGUGCUGUUGAAUCAUUAAAAACACAGGAUGAAGUAAACAAAGAAGAACUAGAGAGCUUUCUUAACAAGAGCAUCGACGAGUUGGAAAUACUUUCAGUUCCCGAGUAUUACCCAUUAAGACCUCAUACAGUUUCAUCAUUAGCAGAAUUAUAUUAUCUAACGCAAACCCUCCCACUUAUAAAACUACUUCCAGGAAGUCACAAGGUAUUAAUGACGGACAAUUUUGAACUGGCAUUAUUAGAAGGGAAAAUAGCUGUUUUGUAUUCGCGUAUGGAAGAACUUAAAAGACAAGGAAAAUGGUCCUUAAGACAACCCCAGAAAUUCUAUGAUCCAUUUACAUACCUUAGAAAGACUAAAAAGAAGGAAUUUUAUUGGGAUAAUGUAUUAAAAGAAGGCAAAUGGAUGGCAGAAGAUUUCAAGCAGUCACUGAGAUACAAGAAAUGGUGUUGCGUCACAAUUGCUGAAGCAGUAGAAGAUUAUUGGCGUAUGGGUAAACUGGUUUGUAUUAAUAGAAAAGAAAUUGUUCAGUACAGUGAGGGACAAGCGAAAUCUGAAGCAAUAGAAUCUACUUCUGUUGUUGAAACAAAUCAAGUUAAAGGUGAUAUACCGGAAACAAUAGACGUUUCCCGUUUGAAAUCGGCCGAGAAUGAAUCUUUUAAAGAGACAGUGGACAACUUUCCUAGUAUAUUGUCUCCAGGAGGUAGCAGGAAACCAACAGAAGAAAAGUCAAUGUUUAAAGUUUAUCUAGAUAUAAAUGAUUUGAAAAAGAUUGAUCAAUCGAUUAUCCGCAAUCUUCCAAAGUUCACUCCAUUCGAUCAAGAUGCAACACUUGGACCAUCUCACGUGCUAGAACCAGGCGAAGCCCCUAUUGCGUCUGUAUCAAGGUUACUCCAUCCAUUUGAAGAGAACGAAGAAUGGUAUAAGAUUGUAUUAAGGGAAGCAGAUUCAAAGAAAAUCCGAAGCCUGGGUCCUCCAGAAUAUCAGAAAGGCUUGUUUGGAUUUCAGUCGCAUCGUCGUUUCAACUACUUAAAACCGCCGAAGCCUCCUUUGGUAAAGAAUAUUGAAUAUAGGACUCCAACCAUAUGGCUCCCUCAAGAUGACAAGCUUCUUAUUCAUUUUGUUGCAGAAUUCUGCUUUAAUUGGGAUCUCAUUUCUGAGCACCUACUGUCAACUUCCACUGCAUCUAGUUUAAAGAAAUAUGAAUCUAAUAUUGAAAGAAGAACUCCUUGGCAAUGUUUCGAAAGAUACAUCCAAUUGAAUGAAAAAUUUCAAUUUCUGGAUAUGAAGGGUGUUUACGCUUAUCAUGCUCAGCAAUGGUUAGAACAAGCACAUAGAGCCCAGCUGACAACAAAAAGAAGAAUUUCUCCGUUGGGAGUUGGAACCGAGUCAAUCCAGAGGGGACAUAGAAGACUUAGAUGGGCAUCAAUGUUUGAUGCAAUGCGUAAGUGUAUGAAAAAGAGAGAAAUCGCGUUGGCCAAAGUCAAUCACCGUAGAUCUACGGCGGAAGGGGGUCAACAGCAAAGCAAUUCAAAUUCUAAUAGUCAAGAAGAUACACCGGUUAAAAGAAGUAACGAUAGAAUUCCAACGCCUGCAGAGCUUUCCAAAUUGAAAUUUGAACGAGACAAAUCAAUCCAAGAGGCAUACUUAAAUCAACAAGCAACUAGAUCAAGAAUGAUGGCUGCUGUUGCCCAACAACAGAACCAAAGCCAGCAAAGAAUCGGUCAACCAUCACAAGUGCCAGUUCCUCCUCCUACACAGGAAAGGCUCUUACCGAAUCAACAACUAACUCCGUCUAUGCCAUCAGCUCAGCAAGCAAUCGCCAGUCAGCAGGGCCCUAAAGUUGGUAAUGAAAAUUGGCAUUCACCGGGUAAUAUUGGGAGUCCACAAUCAAGCCAGAUGCCUAUUCCACAAAACCAACCAGCAAUGAUUAAAGCAGCUCAAAGUCCAAUGGGGUACCAACAAGCUGUUGCUAACAAUCAGCAGACACCAGUAAAGAGACCAACUACUCCCAAUGGAACACCGCUCACAAAUGAACAAAUACAACAGUUGUUGCAAUUGCAAAAACAAAGGAGAUUGCUUCAGCAACAACAGCAGCAAGCAAUGCAAGCACAAGCACAAGCACAACAUGUUCCGCUUAAGUCUGGUAUGACCAAUCAGCAGAUUAACUCGCCCAAUCUUCUUCAAGGAAAUCACGUACCAAUAAACACAAAUAUGGUUAAACCUGCCAAUGCAAAUCAGGUCCUGCAGCCUGCAUCACAACCUAGACCGCGCAUGCAGUUUGCCCCUGCUCAAGUUUCGGCAAUUAUUAGUUCAAUUCAACAAAAGAAUCCAAACUUUACAAAAGAUCAAGUAACAAAACUAGCCGCACAAUAUCUAGCUAGCCUUCAGCAACAACAACAACAGCAACAACAACAGCAGCAACAAGCCCAGAAUAGAUUCAACCAAGGCAUGCGUCCUCAACAACAAGCGCAGCAAAUUCAACAACAGAGGUUGCAACAACAGCAACAGAUUCAGGCCCAGAUGCAAGCAAGAAACAACCAAAUCCCAUUAGAUAGAGGUUUUAAUCAAAGCCCUAACAGGCAGCUACAACCUGGUACUUUGAGUCCAGAAGAAAGACAACAGUUGCAAAUGCUAAAAGCAUCUGGUUCAGCUUCACCAAUUGCACAACAGCUUCUUCAACAAUCUGUUUCAACCCCGAAGAUGCAAUCAGUUUCACCUGCUACAGGCUCUCCGAAUAUGGCUUAUACUACUCAAGAGCUUGAACAAAGAAGAAGAGCGCUUUUGCAGCAACGACAACACCAACAACAGCAGCAGCAACAACAAAAUGAGCAAAUGGCAGGAUCGCAAAGUUUUACCUCUAGUAAUGGGCUGCCAGGUGCUGACUAG
Messenger RNA from Hemisphaericaspora subhashii, 3180 nucleotides. RefSeq names its product Vid21p (gene VID21). Bases 1 to 3180 code for a protein of 1059 amino acids. The record is from RefSeq and is a predicted model, not a curated record. Lineage: Eukaryota; Fungi; Ascomycota; Pichiomycetes; Serinales; Debaryomycetaceae. The transcript has a single exon.